CGUGGUGGGAGUGAAGGCGCGCGCAGGGAACGUCUCCUGCCCCUACCAGCGCGUUUCGUCGCGACGGUGGAGGAGAGGGGCGUCCGAAACGUCAGGCCCAGAGCUGGUCCGUCCGUCGUCCGGCCGACUCGAGGUAUCGGAGCAGCGAAUUUCGCGCGAGAUAUAGACUCAUAAACACGCACGCGUACACGUACGCACCCACGCGCACAUGUACCAACACAUACACGUAUACACGCACACACACGCACCGUCUGUCGCGCAUAGCCAGCCGGCGCGUAGUCAGCACACACGUGCAUCGUACACGGACGAAUAGUGGGUGGAACACAUACACAGCCACACACACAUAUGUAUACGGACACACAUACACAUGUAUACACCGCGCGCGUACGUACACGCUGGCAUUCGCAUAUUCCGCGCGCGAACCCACGGACUUUCGCGCGUACGCGUUACGGCUACGCGCGCGUUCUCGCCGCCAUACGGUCGCGAUUAGUCGUAUCGAACUGGCGCCGUCAGUAAGCGGUAAUCGAACUAGCGUGAGAAUACCGGGUGUGUUUUGGUGAGCGAUCGUGAUCGGGAUCUCGAGCGAGAGCCGCGCGCCUCCGAGCCAACACAGCGGACGACUCGUCUCGGAGUAGCGGCCGACUUUCGGAGCGUGGGGAAAGAGAAGAAGAGAGAAAACGAGGGGCAAGGAAGGAGCAGAGAGAGAGGCACGCGGACCACGUGCGGAUCUCACAAGGAGCGUCCACGGACUCGCGGCGAGAGAGCGAUCGGUGUAUCCCGGUGCGCGAGACCACGGAUCCCAUCUCCGGCGAUCUCGCAAAGGAAACGGAUCGCAUCGUCGCGAGUGGGGGAUGGGUUAGGCGGCCGAUGCGAGUCCCGUGAACCCUAUGGCCGGUUACUGGCCGAGUUGACACGCUCACCGGCCGGCGGGCGAGAGCGACCCUCCUCUGGCGACGGUCCACGUAUGGAACGCUUCGGAUAGCGCGUCGCUUCGCGGGGCGAAGGGGAGGUGCGGCUCCCCUGGUUAGUCACGGUGCUCGUCGACGAUGGUGAUGUACGCGGGCGACAAUCGUGUCACGUCUUCACCGCGGUCCGUCAUCAUGAUCACCUGGAGAUCGUCCGUCUCGGCGCGAGAUUGAGGGAACGACAGCGCGCGCGCGAGAGGGAAAGACAUGCGGUUAGCAUUGUGCUUGACGCUGCCACGACAUCGUCAACCGCCGUUGCCCCGUGUCCCGGGACGUCUGGACUGACCACGCGUCCGUUCGCUUUUCGUUGCGAUCCCAAGGAGGCGGAAGAAGAGACGGUGGAGGAGGUGCUGGAGGAGGAGGAGGAGGAGGAUAACGCUCGGCGAUCGAUCUAACCGGCUCGAUCGAGACCGUCGGCGGGCGACGAUUACGUCUUCGGAGCAUCGCAGUUGCCAGAGCAACGAGGAGAGUGAAACCGAGCCCAACCGAGUCGGAGGGAUGUCACGGAGAAAGCAGGCCCGACCGAGUCGUGCCCACCUUGAGGAGGAUCUUGUCCAGGCGCCGCUGCUGAUCAAUCCCGUUGGAACUGUCGCAAGCGAGAUCCGAGAAGAAAAUGACUUUACCUCAGACGGCGAAGAGAGCGGCGGUGCAGGAGGAGGCGGCGAGGAAGCAGUGGAUCUCACCGCGACGAGAUCCCAUCAGGGUGACGAGGACGACAAGGACGAUCCUUUGGAAGAAGAUGAAGAAGAAGGUAUCGAUGAACAGGACGAGCAGGAUGAGGAUGAAGAAGGUUCGCGCAAGCAAAUCCGUCAUCAACAAGAUGCGGAGAACAACAACAACUUUGUGGAGAACGGCCCGCCCUCCACAAUAUUUCCACCUGCUGGAACUAGUCACGUUACUCUUGAGGCUCUUCAGAACACGAAGGUGGCGGUCGCACAGUUCGCUGCUACCGCCCUUGCUGGUGGGGCUGACAGUGACGCGGCGUUACAAGAUCUUGCCAUUUUGCAAAACACACUGUUUACCCUUCAGCAUCAGCAGGUAUUCCAGCUGCAGUUGAUUAGUCAACUUCAGCAACAGUUGUCAAUCACUCACAGCCAGCCAGUAACGCAGCAACCAUCGAUGACGGAGCCAGUCGAUAGCAAAGAGGCAUCACCGUCUCCUAUUAUUCAUCCAAAGCCGUUGUCAAGCCUCACAUCACCACCCGCUUCCAGACCGCCGAGUCAUCAUCAGCAAUCGUCUCCAGCACCGCUGACGCCGAGUUUGCUUCAAGAGCGACCUACCUCAACGAGUAGCGCCUCUCCCUUGACUCUGCCUCUGCCUUCAACUGGCACCACGUCAACGACCACCGCCACGACUAGCAGCAGCCAAAUCUUAUUGUCGCAUCAAAUACCUCCUUGUUCGAUAAGCUCUUCCCUCGCUUCAUCGAUCAUAACAAACACUGAUCCCCCGCCUCUCCAUGAGCCGAAUACUCUGGAGAUGCUGCAGAAGCGUGCUCAAGAGGUUUUGGACAAUGCGAGUCAGGGUCUGUUAGCCAGCAAUCUAGCCGACGAACUUGCGUUUAGAAGUGGUAAAGGUUCGCGGCUCUCACCUUACGACUCGAAAUCAGGUGGCGGACGCGGCGAGACCUUCUUCAAGCAUCGAUGUCGCUUCUGUGGCAAGGUUUUUGGCAGUGACUCGGCGCUACAGAUCCACAUACGAUCCCACACAGGUGAGCGACCCUUUAAAUGCAACGUCUGCGGCAGCCGAUUCACUACUAAGGGCAACCUGAAGGUCCACUUCCAGAGGCAUACGGCCAAGUUUCCGCACGUAAAGAUGAAUCCGAAUCCCGUUCCAGAACAUCUAGACAAAUACCAUCCACCCCUCUUGCAGCAAAUCGCUUCUGGGCAGAGACCGAUGCCAUCCCCGCCGCCGCCACCGCCGCCGCCACCGCCUUCUCAUCAUCCCCCGUUUCAUCCAGCAGCAACGCACAGUUUCCUACCACCUCAGCCACCCUUACCUUUGAGCCUUAACUUGCCCGGUAUGACACCCCUUUACCGAUCUCCGAUUAUUAAUCAUCGAGACGAUCAGGAUGCGCCGGAGAAUCUUAGUAAACCCGUGACCGCGGCCCCGUCAACGUCCCCAACGUCGCAUUCUCCUAUCGCCAUAUCAAACUCGCGUCAUUCCUUUCACGACAAUCAUCAGCAACAACAAAAGCAACAACUUGAGCAGAGGGAAGAAAUAAAACUCGAACUCGAGAGAUCGCCCGGACAGGAGCAGUAUCAGCAACGGCCAAUGAGUCAGGAUGAUGCUGAACGAAUAACCCCGAAGAGAGAACCUGAAGAGACGGAAGAACCCGCGGAAGAAGAGAGCGAGGAUUUCGAGGAGACUACGAGGCGAUACCUCAACUCGCCUCAAUCUUCGGCAAAUCCUUUAUCCCAACCGCAAGUGUACGAUGAUUGCAGCAUGGACAGCAAGAUCAGCGGGCGUUUAGAGGGCGACGGAGAAAUAGAACUGGACGAGGAGACGGAAGAACAGCCGGAGAAUCUGUCCAGCAGAAGUGCGAUCUGUCGGUUACCCCAACAGAUCGUGGCAUAUCCAGGUGCCUCUCCAGCCAGUAGUAGUGCAAGUAGUGGCAGUCUUCAGACGUCCUUCGCCGGGAUCUUGUUCCCUGGUCCGCCGGCUCAUCAUCAAAUACCUCAUUUUCCUAUUUCAACUGCCGGUUCGACACCGGCUAUUUCCACGACUGAUAUGAUCGAUCCGUCUAAGGAUCCAGCGAUCUAUUCGAAUCUGUUACCGCGGCCGGGCAGCAACGACAAUUCCUGGGAGAGUUUGAUCGAGAUAACGAAAACUUCGGAGACUUCCAAGUUGCAACAAUUAGUCGACAAUAUCGAGCACAAACUAAGCGAUCCCAACCAAUGCAUCGUUUGCCACAGAGUGCUGUCUUGUAAGAGCGCGCUAUUGAUGCAUUAUCGUACUCAUACGGGCGAACGUCCUUUCAAGUGUAAAAUCUGCGGUCGCGCUUUUACAACGAAAGGAAAUCUAAAGACUCACAUGGGAGUACAUAGGGCGAAGCCGCCGCUGAGAAUGUUGCAUCAGUGUCCCGUAUGUCACAAGAAAUUCACAAAUGCUCUUGUGUUGCAACAGCACAUACGCCUUCAUACCGGGGAACCAACCGAUCUCAGUCCGGAGCAGAUCCAAGCCGCGGAGGUAAAUGAAUUUCCGCCUGGAUAUCCUCAUCAUCCACUGACGUCUUUCCUUCCGCAAGCAUUUCCGCCUGGAACCAUGCACCCGACCGGAACUGGCUUCUCCUUAGGGUUCCUUCCAUCUAGGCAGCCGAGCAUUGAACAGCAAUCGCAGGACGAUGUCGAAAUAAAAGAAGAGAUUCAGCAGCAGCAGCAACGGCAGCAGCAGCAACAUCAACAACAGAAAUUUCUAGAAGAGCAUGGCGAGGAAAUGGAAGAUCAAGAAGACGAAGAAGAAGAUCGUAGGGAAGAUGACAUAAGUGAGAAGUGUGACAUAAAUCAGGACAGGCGUAGUGUCGAAGUCGAAGAGGAGCAAGAGCAUGAAAGCGAGGAAGCGAGCGAGCACAAAGACGUGACGCUCCCUAUGUUUUCAACGUCGCUGGCGGCCCUCGAGAACCAAGUGAGGACUAUCACGACGACGGCCACAACCACGGUCGCGAAUAUUGCCAGAUCGCCAUCCUUUCAUCGAUAUAACGGUAGUGAGAAAAGCAAUAGCCCGCCGGCUUCCGGUGCUCCGCUUGACUUGACGCCCCGCGCUUCAUCUACACCGGCGUCUUCAGCAUCGCCGACGCCGCCACCUCAGAUAACACCGCACCACCCUCCACACCCCUUCGGCAUGUUUGCGGGACUGCUGCAAGCGGUAUCCUCUGCCCCUACCACCAACACGUCGAACAUAAACAGUGUCACUUCGAUGAGCGCCGUCACCCCGGGAGGAAACGGGUCCAGCAGUGGCCCGCUAGCCUCGCUAACCACUUCCGCUGUGUUAGCCGCAUCAUCGACGUACAAUCCGCUCGGCUUGGCUGUCGGAGGGCCAGCAGUACGUGGGAACACCACAUGUAAAUUCUGCUACAAGACCUUCGCGUGCCAAUCCGCAUUGGAGAUUCACUACCGGAGCCAUACGAAGGAGCGCCCUUUUAAAUGCACUAUAUGCGACAGAGGUUUCUCCACGAAGAACGACGAUUCCAGUCAGCAAGUAUGCUCCUGCGCGGACCAACCCUUCGCCGCGAAGGGUCCGAUACCCCCACAACCCAAUCCCCAAUAUCGCUCGCAUCCUGCGAGAUCGGCCACCGGAAAUCAUGAGAAACCGAAACGCAGGCGGCGGCGGCCUGAGGAACGGAAGAACCGGGGGCGGACAGGAACAGGAGGGGGGCGAAGGCUGACGUCUGUUUAUCCUGCCGUCCGCCUGCCCCCGCUGAUGCCAACCGCCCUCGGACUUCUACCCUCGGACCACGUCUUCCUGGGUAAUAUGAAGCAGCAUAUGCUGACCCACAAGAUUCGCGAUAUGCCGCCGCAUCUGUUCAGCGAUACUAAGCACCAGCAGCCACAACAGCAGCAGCAGCAGCAGCAGCAACAGCAGCAGCAGCAAUCUCAGGAUCAUGAAAUUUCCAGGAGCCCCCUGUGCGUUGAUGAUUCAAGCUUACCGCCACCCCCACCGCCACCACCACCCCUACCGACAAUGCCACCGACAUCCAUAGAGUCCGCGGUGCCAAUAAAGAGAUCGCCACCAGAAGGAGAUUUGCCAGCACCCAAGAGACCAGCCAGCGUGCUGAGCAAGCAUUUGUGCCAGAUUUGCAAUAAGAAUUUCUCCUCGUCUUCGGCGCUCCAGAUCCAUAUGAGAACCCACACUGGCGACAAACCAUUCCGAUGCACCGUCUGUCAAAAGGCGUUCACCACCAAAGGCAAUCUUAAGGUGCACAUGGGCACUCACAUGUUCACCAAUGGAACAUCGCGUCGAGGUCGACGGAUGACGUUGGAUCUACCUCCUCUACCAAUCACUCCCAAGGAUUCGGAAUUUCUGCAAAGACGACCGGAUCUCUUCUACCCGUAUCUACCCGCGCCAUUCCUUAAUGGUGUCCAGCAAAAGCUGAACGAGAUUUCGGUGAUACAGAGCAACAACGGGUUAGCGCCGCAUUCUUUGGGCGCGGGCAAGUACGCGGCGAGCCUGUUCGGCUCAGUGUACGGGACCGGUGGGGGAGGUUUCCCCCUAGACAAGCAACCGAUGGCGCCAACCAGCAACGGACCUCUGGUGGACGGCAAGUCCGCGAUUCCGUCGGGCUCCAUGCUCUUCCAGACACCGUCGCCCUCGCACUCGCCCGGUACGCCGUCGUCCAACAGCGGCAACCAGAACUCCGCCAGUAUGCCCUCUUGGACCGGCGAUGCUCUUCAGCAUCAUUUCGAUCGGGAGACUAAUUCAAGCAGAGCCGAGAACGACGUCGCACCACCCACCGCCCGGCUACCGCCGCCACCGGCGAGGGGAGAGGGAUUGGCCGCGUGAAGCUUAACGAACACAUAUCUUCCUACCUAGCUUCGUACUGAGAACUGCAAUCGUUUCUUCAUGGCAGCCCGAGUCUCCGAGUAAAGGCCCGAUCGCACGACGGGCAAAAGAAUCAUCCAGACUGAAUCGCAGCCGACGAGAAAAAAUCGCAGAGGGUGAACGGCAAUAGCACGCGGGCGGUUUCGUCCCUAUCCUCCGUCCCAACCGGUGAAGCUUUCCCGUCGACACCAUUGAUCCCGGGGAUCCAUGCGAUCCACAGAAGAUGAGCUUAUCAAAGGUGGAGGAGCGCCGCUUUUCCGCAACGGCGCGCUGCACUACCGUGGCAUGAUUUCGCGAACGCGAUCUUUCCACAAGGAAUCACGAUGAUCCGAGAAGACCUCCGUGGUGUUUCCGUGCAUUUCGAAGGAGGACGAUCCACGUUUCAGCGGCGGUCGCCAAGUCUCUCUCCACGUCGGGAAAGCGCGAGUGAUCCGAGAGAUCGCCGUGAUCAUGCACGAUCGAGUGAGUGAUUAUCGGAGUGUUGAUCGCGCGCGAUCGAGCUACUUGGCAUUUUUCCACGUAUGUAUGAUUUCUAUGUAUGUGACAUAUCCCUACUUCCCAAAAUCCCUUCCUUCCGGCAGCGGUUUGAAAACGAAGACACCAUGUUCCUAUUAUCGCGCUAGUCUUAAUGCGUAAAAAAAAAACGGGGAUCGAUCGAUCCGUUGAUGGCUUCCGAGUAGGCUAGUAGACAUCAAGAAUUUCGGAUCUCGGUUCCGGAGAAACCCUCAAUCUCGCGGGGCUCGAUCGCGUCACAUGUUCCUCCCAUCGCGUACGUGUCACACGUAUAUCGUUUAUUCAAGCCGAGACUUCGCGUCGACGCCGCGCGAUCGACGCGAGACGCUCCUCCGCUUAAAUAUUCAUCCCGAUACUCGCGUACGCGAUCGAGCCUCGUCCAACAUACGCGUACGUAUGCGUACGUACAUACAUACGAUGCUCGCAAUGUCGAAUCCUUUACGCGGGAAUUAGGAGGAAUCUCAGAGGUAGGCGCGGCGCCUAGACUGAGCUCGGUUCGCGAAAAGAAAGAAAUUACGGGCGCAGCGCGUAUCGGAGCCGCAAGACACGUGGCGUCGCGUUCCACUGGGAUGUCUCCGACACAAUUUGACCGUCCAUUCGACAGCGGUGGUCAGCUUUUGGGGUCGUCUAAACCCUACCGUAUAAAUAUAUACAUAAUAGCUACCUUAUAUGCAUCCACACACCCCCACACACGUAUACGCGGGAGCGCGCAUAGAAUAAUAUAAAUAUAUUAUAAAUAUAAAAGAUUACACACACACACACACACACACCACACGUGGAAUGUUUUAUCGGUGCGAUAUAGAGCGUGAGUUGUGUGCAAGUUGUAUACACGUGCAAGUCUGCGUGCGUUGCUUCCGUUUAUAUGCGAAACGAAUGGAAAAAGGGGGAACUAGAACUCGCGAGAUGAACGCGAGAACGAUAGAGCGUGUAUGUGUAAUUUAGGAGGCGGGCCUGGCAGCGCCCCUCGCUGUGAUAUGAGAGGAGCAGCCUGCAAUCACUAAACCAAUGUACUUAUAUCUUGUAUCAUAGUAUUAUAUAAUGAUAAUAAUAGAUUUAUUAUCGUGUUAUAUAUAUAUCAUUUACGUAAAUGAAUGAACGUAUGCAGGUGAAUACAUGCGAACAUACGUUGCGAAUGUCUGUGAACGCUUCAGUCCGAAUGACUAGUUGAUAAUGCCCAUCAUACUAUUAUUAUUAUAUUAAUUAGACGUCCAUCUUUCAUGUACGUCAUCGGCGAUGUUUGCGUUGUCGUUGUAAAUAUAAUUGUAUUACAUCGCAUCGCCCCUCUUACCUUACCCCUAUAAUUUAUAUCGAGUAUAUAACGUUAUUCUUUUUUUUAUGAAGAAAGCAAAAAUCACACAUCAAUCAGCGGCGCUAGGCGCUGUCUAAAAUCGACAAAAAACACAAUUGUUUCUAGUUUUAGCUUUUUAUUUUAUAAUAUAUUUGAAGUGAAAAAUUUAUUAACAUACAAAUGUGAGAGAGAGACUAUUAUUGGCUAUGUUUUAAUAUAUAUAUUUUUAAUGCGAAUAUAUAAUUAUUAUAUAUUAGAAAGUUAAUUAUGAUCUAAUAAUAAUUUAUAGAAGAGUUUUUUAAUUAUUAAUCUUUCCAGCUGUGAUCUUUUAGUGGGUACGUCAUAUGUCCAUAUAAGUAAAAUAUAAAAAAAAAACAUUACUAUGACAUUCGACAUAUUAAACGAUAUAAUGUAUACGUAAUAAAACUAUUUUUUACAUUAUCGAUCGCACGUAUUGAACUCUUUUAUCAGAUGUCAACUGCAAAUAGCUGGUAGUAACUUGAUAUACUAGAUUAUAAAUCAUUAUCGGCCGCCUAUAUUGUAAUUACCAAUCGAUUACCAGACGAUCGAAGCAUCGCCAAUGAAACGUAUACCAUUCGCGCGCGCGUUUACAAUGUCUACUAAUUUAUGAUUUAUUUAUUAUCUAUUCUUUUCGCGGAGUUCCGAUUCUGGUAUUUAAUGUCUUUGUAGACCUACUGUAGCAAUAUGAAAAAUAUAAUUCUUUACAUAAGUAAUACCAAAUGUUCAAUAAAUUGUAACGUAACGAUCAGGAGAGCGGAAACAAGUAUUUUUUUCUUAGGAGAAAAAAAAUAGGAGGUACUAUAUUGUCAAAUAUAGUUACACAAAACUCUCUCUGUGAGAAAGAAUUAAAUGGCUUAUUAAAUGAAUUCGUCAAACCCGAAAGAUAUCCUCCGCGUUGGCAGAGGAAAUGGCAACUGUUUCAUAAAAGUCUCAUUUGUCGAGAAAGUUUGUAAAUGAGAUAUUUUGUAGGCACUCGAUGUUUAACAGCGAAUCAUUAUACUGUGUAAAGCUAAAUGACUGAAUUUAUAUGUAACAUGUGUGCGUGGACAAAUUUAUGUAAGCCUUAUUUUAUUCGUUAUCGAAGAACAAUUAUUUAUUACUGUAACGCUGAUCGUUUUACUUUCGAAUAACUUCCUCGUAAUGUGAACUGUAUAAACAGCACGCCUAAACAUUUUCUACUCAUCUCUGGAGGUCGUGGAAAGUUUGCGUGUAUAUCAAAUGGUGUCGUAAUCGGUGUGACCGAUGCGAGAAACGGAAAUUUUACGUGUAAUCGAUCCUAUAUGUAUGUACAUACUCAUAAAUUAAUACUCGUGUAAUGGCUUCUGUGUAUGUUCUCCUUUGUAAGGCGAGAGAUGAAGGCCAAUCUACGUGUAACCCGCAACGAACAUUAAUACAGUGACACGUACACGUGCACGUGUGCAGGUGCGCGUACAACAGUCUAUAAACAUUCAUCUGUAAAAUAAUUUAUCUAAUCUUUGGCUAGUGACUGACAAUGAGUUAAGAAAUGUUUCGGAUGAAUUUGUCGGAACGGUCUCUGCACCGAUCGGGCGUCUGUCCCAUUGAGUAACAGAAUUGCAAAACAGGAAGAAGGAAACGUGCUGCUCGAGACGAAAUUUGCAAUCUGCCGUUUCUUCGGGAUACGUCGCGUCCAACAGAAAUCAAAAUCGCUAGUAGCUGCUUACGGUCAGUCAGCAGCGUGUUCAUUCGCGGUAGAAGUAUACCGAAAAAUUCGCCAAUUCCGUAAUCGGGAAGUGGAUAAGAAACUGGAAACAUUCCAGUCUCACUCUUCGAUCCAUCUCGUGUAUAAGUUUAAUUCGACAGAGAAAGAGAGAGGGAGAGAGCGAUUGAACUUAAUGCAUCGAAGCAUAUCGCCGUUUUGUACUUACCAAAUCAGAUUAUAUUUUUGUGUUUGACGAAAGAGGCGUACUAGAAAGAGAGAUGUAUCACCGAAUAAUAAUAUAUUCGUUUUCGAUAUGUAAGAGUGAUUUUUUGGUAGCGCGACGAAACUUUUAGAUUUUUCUAAAUUAUUCGCGAGGCGCGACAGCGAACUGUCAAGCAUUUCAACGAUCGAUCCUACGGUUCGAAUCUUCAGCUAGCCGAUUACCAAUCGAAGUACCGGUCGAUAGUUGUUUUACAGUGUUAGAUAGCCCACUUUUUAUGAAUUUGCAUAUCUCACGGAGAUACACGAGAUAUUUUUCCGUCUGAGGUUUCUUUUCCCGAUUAACGAUCUGCAGACAUUAAAAACGAAACGAUCUUUCGAGGGCGAGAAAAUUAUUCGCUUAUAGUUCACGAUUGCCGAUAUAAUAAGAUUAGAGACAGAAAAUGUAAUAUUCAUUUCUUCUUGAGGAAGAAUCGCGCCUUACAGCGCGCACCGCGAAGGAAGCUGUAUUGUAAAUAGUGAAUGUAUGACGAAUAAGUGGUUGAUGCAUAGCAAAGCGAAUAGCGUAUCGAACAGUCGAUGUACAUCUUAAGUGUAUUACCAAAAUUUUCGUAUUGUAAUGAUCGGCCUGCAUUUCAAUGAGGCGCGCACGUCUCCUAUAUAUGCCGUAUAAAUAAUUUACACGUGCGGAUGAAACAUAUAUGUAACGCAAACAGAAAUAUAUCCGGAUAGCCAUCGGUCUGGCGUAAUGCCCUGUGAAAUUGUCCAAAAAGAGGAAGUAUUGCUUGUACGAUCCUAAGUUAUUGUAAAUAUUGUAUAAUCCAUGUAUAAAAAAAACACACACACACGACUGUAUUAGAUAAAAGACCUAUCAUAUUGUAGUUAAAUACGUUAUGAAUCAUUAUAACUAUAUCACUUAACAAUAAAUCAUUAUUAUGAUGACGAAA
Ooceraea biroi (clonal raider ant) is the source of this 11148-nucleotide messenger RNA. It is a transcript of the gene salm, whose product is annotated as spalt major. Gene Ontology annotation, biological process: regulation of transcription by RNA polymerase II. Gene Ontology annotation, cellular component: nucleus. The record is from RefSeq and is a predicted model, not a curated record. Gene Ontology annotation, molecular function: DNA-binding transcription factor activity, RNA polymerase II-specific; RNA polymerase II cis-regulatory region sequence-specific DNA binding. Lineage: Eukaryota; Metazoa; Arthropoda; Insecta; Hymenoptera; Formicidae.